UGUAAACAAAAGAUAAGGCCGAAGAUUUUUUUUUCCUGAUUUUGUUUUCGCUCAUGUGCACCAUUAUUAAUUUUAUUUGUUUUAAGUAUUUCCGAAAUCUACUGUGCCAGUUAUUCUUCUCGUUUUUCAGUUUUUUUAAAAUCGACAUGAUAUUCCGAUUCCGACGACGUUAUAGCAUCAAACGACGUACGACAGUCACCACUGCGGUACCUAUUACAUUAUUUUGUAAUUUUUAUCGUAAGACGAUGACGGUUAGUAUCUAUAAAACUUAUUUAUCGGUGACCGAUUACCGUACGGUAAUCGAUACUUAUCAAUGAUUAGCUCGUUUUGACAAAAAGCGUACACUGUUUUACAUAGAUUUUACAUUAUCGUGUAGAUUCGACGUCUACACAUUUGACGGACGUGCGAGUAGCGUCGCGUACAUGAUCAUAAAUAUUUCGUGAUACUGGCGUUCUCAGCAUUUUAAUAAGAGGGUGAGGAACAGAUAUAUAAUAACUGGUUAUUGGUGCAAAAUCAUUAAACACAAGCAUGUGUUUUCGUGUAGAAAUUGGUACGAUAACUUUGGCGGCUACCUACUCCUUCAAACAAUAAUUAAUACAUCUAUUAUUACGAAUUAGACAACAUAAUAUUUUGUAUAGUGUUAUAAAUUUAUUGUAAUAAAGUAGAACAACAAAUAAAUGUAUUGAUUAUUGUCUUAUGGAAUCAAUAGAAAAAAAAAAAAAAAUAUAUCAAAAUCGCGGAAAGCUCAUAAAGCGUAAAAUAAACGAUUUAUCGGUGUUGGGGGGGGGGAAGAAGUCAAGGAGGAAUAUGACACCUUCACCUCUAUAUGCUCAUGUACGGAUCCCUACGUGAACACGUUUCCGGUUCGUCGGCAGUGUGUAUUUCUUAUCAAAAGUGUUGGCCUUUACGCGUUAUUUACGGGCGUCGAGCAGAUAGACGAACUACAUUGUAGUACAGUUGUGGGGCUUGGGUCAAAAAGGUCCAAUGUCACCGUUCUCGCGAAAACGAGUUUUGUGCGGAAUUCAAUCGUAUGCUCUUUCCAGCGUUAAAAGGGCGUUUUCUCGACAAUCAUUUUGUGUCGGGAAAAUCGGUACGCUGCGACACCGAAAACGCCGGUCGCCCUCGAGUGUCCGACAGCCGUUCACUGGCGAGCGCGGCCGUUCUCGAACCCGAGCCCCAGAGUUUGUGCGCCCGUCGCGGCGUUUACGGCGAUGCGUGUUGACGGCGCAACCAACGGCGAUGGGGGACACGCUGUUUAGCGGCCUCUUGUGUUCGGGGCGGCUGUGCGCUACAGCCGUUCGCGCUGCGUAACAUCAAUAACAAUCAUCAUAAUAAUAAUAAUAAUAGCAGCGCGGUCGUAUCGCGUGUUAUUGUAAUGCCUAUCGUGCGUCUAUUCGGUCGGACGGCGGCGGCAGCGGCGGCGUCGGCGUCGGCGUCGGCGCCGCGCCAGUUUCCCCAUCCCGAACCGUUCGCUCUCGCCGCCGGCCCGGUGGCGUGCGUCGUAUUACGGCGAACAGUCCGAAGCAGUCUGCCGCGCGUCCGGGUGCUCUGCCGCGAUACCGUGUAAAUUGUGUUGUCGACUAAUCCGGGGAGGGGUGUUUUUAGGUUUUUUUUUUUCCUCCGCCGUCCUCGCGUUCAGCCGGCACCAGUUUCGGAAACGUGAGUUUUUCUUUUUUUUUUCAAAUUUAAUUCGUCUAUUCAUUUUGAAAUUUCGAAUUAUUAUUAUUGUUAUCGUCAUUGUUAUUUCAUUCGUCUCUCCUCCACCGCCACCGACGUUUUAUUAUAAAUCGCGAAAAGGCCAUUACCACCGAUAACGGUACUGAUUAGAUAUUUCUGUGAGAUCGUAUUUCACGAACGAUAAUAUUUAUUGCCGUGUAAUAUUCGAAAAUAUUUUCGCACCCGCCCGAAUGAAUUACUCGGGUUUUUCAAAAAAUUCGUUUUUUUAUUUCCCACUUUUCCAUUACCUCUUACUUAUUGUGGGUACGUCUGAUACGUUCGUAAACCAUGUUUACCAUGUUUUUACUAUUAGGCAUCUGUAUUUUACGCAGUAGCGUAUUAUUUUUUGGAAACGCCAAGGAAGUAGAUAUCGGAUUUGGAAAUUGUGUCGUCGUAUUGUUCAACGUGUACCCAGGCUAUUAAAAAAAGACAAAUUUUUAAUUUAUAUAUUUUUGGUUAGUGAUGUCCUAUAGGUACACUUAGAUAAUUAUUAUUAUUAAUUGAUUUACUAUUUAUAAGUACUAUAAUCUAAUCUCCUUUGUAUUUUAGUGUUUUGAAUGUAGGUAUCGUUUUAAUCGAGACAAUUUAUAUGUUCAGGUUUUUUUUUGAUAAAUUAACAUCAUUAACGAUAGGUAAGUAUCGAAACAUACAUUUUUUUAAAUUUUUUAAAUUUAAAGUAAAGAAAUUUGAAUUUUAAAAUAUUUAGUCGUGUAAACAAUAGAUACAAGAGGGGAUAUAUAUCUUUCUAUAAUCUCCCCCCCGUAAAUACGCGGAAAUAAAUUAUUUUUUCAAUACAUUUAUUUUUUAAUUAUUAGGAAGCGACUUUAUCAGAUAUGUAAUUUUCAGUAGGUACCUAUUAUUUUCAGUUGAAACAAAAACAGCACUGUAGACUGCAGUAAAAUUGCGUGACACGUAAUAUGUAUUUCCCUGGUUUUUAUUUCUCUUCGAUUCUAAUAUCUGUUUUCUGUGUGUUUGUAUUCGAUUAACAAUAAUCAUAAAUUGGAAAUUUUUCACCGAAUACUUAAAUUAGACUUUUCUAGACAUCUCAAAAUGUUCAAAACAUUCUGGCUAUUUUUGAGCUAUUAAUAGCCAUUUGUAAUUUUCUAGUUUUUAAAAUGUUUAUUUGAUUUUAUAUGGAUAAAAGUGUUUUGACCCAAACGAAUUAUCGAAAAUUUAACGCGAGGUUCAUCAUACCUAUGAUAAUGUACGUAUAAUGGUAAAAAAUGUGAACGUUAUGUAAGUAGUGGUAUUUUUUUAUAAACAUAAGUUAAAAUUUGUGUAAAAAUCGUAAAAAUAGAGGUAUUUCAAAACAAUUAUCAUGAACUAUAGCAUUAAUAAUUAUGUUCAUUGGCAACAGUUUAUCAUUUCAAAUACCUAUUACUAAAACUAGGGUGAAAAACGCCAGAUGAGAAACUACAUUGUUCGUUCCAAUAUUGAAGUUAAAUUUAUAUUGAUUAUUAAAAAAUAAUUUUUUAUUAAGUAUUGUUUAAAAGUAAGAAAUAAUAAUAAAAACGAUAAAUAACAUUUAUUUCGUUGAGGAUGGACUCACCAUCACGUCAUAAUAUAUAAUAAUUUUGUACAGAAUUUUGUCCAAUCGUCGGUUUAAGUACAUUAACGAGUUUUAUUAUAAUAAUUAAAAUAAAUAAAUUAAGCCGGUUUUUAAUAAAAUAAUCGUGUUCUUAUGGUCAACAAUAUGUUCGAUUUUUCAUAUAAUAGCUGUAAAUAAUUUCUGUUUAUAAUUUAAUCAUUUCUGUUAGAUUUUCCAUGUCUUAGUUUAGACGGAGUUUCUCUUUGAGAAUUUAAUAUUAAUACUCUAUCGUAUUAAUGAUGGUCAUGAAGGGAAGGGUGAUGGUUUAUCUCCAUAAUAUAGUAAUUAUCCAAAUACUUCGAAAAAAAAUCUUCAUAUAAUUGUAUUACAUAUUAUGAGUCAAUUAGCAUCAGUCAUGAUCGAAUGUUUUAAAAAUUGAAUUUUAAAAAAAAUAGUAUUAAUAAUCUUUCUAUAAUAAUAAAUACAUAAAAUAUUAUGUUAACCAUCACAACAACUUUAUCCAACAAUCAUUCCCUGAAUCGUUUAAAAUUAAGUGAGAAAAGUCGAUUACAAGUAGACUUGAAGACAAAUUCACAAAUUCAAAUUUAUUUUUAAAAUUCAGAAAUAAAUCAUAUCUAAAUAAUUCCUAUGUUGAACGUUUGUAAAACGAAGGCAGAAAAUCACCGCUUCCAAUAUCGUUAAGUUCACCAAAAACAUAAUAAGCCCACUAUGAUAAAAGUUGUGUGUCUCUGAGAGGGAUGGAACCCCAGUACCUUCCGGAAAUACGCCACUGUGUUCAACUCAAUAUUCUCCUAAAAAUUAACGUCCUUAUUAGUAGUGAUUUUGGUUACGAGUAGGUAUAUGCCAUGACGUGAUUUAUGGACAAAUCGUAGAUACUAAUAUUAACCGCAUUUAUUUAUGUCCGAGAAUAAACACAAAAUGUAUUUUUAUUUGUUAUCAUUCGAGCAGUAGUGAUCUGUUAUGUAAAAUGCAAGUUUGAUAUAUGUUCACUUUUUUUUUACUUUUGUUCAGUACUUCAGUUCAGUUUGUUCACCUCGGUUAUCGAAUUAUAUUUAUAUGUACAGACGUACUGCAGUACAUUGAGUAGGUUAUUAUUAGGUAUUUAUAAUUUUUUUUUUCUAUAAAAAUAAGGAUUACGCUGUUAUAAUAUAAAAUAUAAGUGGGUUAUUAUCCAAGAGUAUAUAAUAUUUAAAAUAUACCUACUAGGACAAAAUGUACGUUUUUUUUUUGUUUUUAGGUACUUACACUAUGCAAUAUAUUUUCGUUGUAGUGUUUUAAUUUGCUUGUGAAUAAUUAAUUUGUUUUUUUUUUUUGGGGGGGGGGAAGGACCAGUAGGCAAUAUUAAAAUAAGAAAGCAAAAAGGCUUUAAUAAUCACCCCAGCUAUCGAAAAUGUUAUUUACGUAUUAUUUUUAAAAUUUUAUUGUAUUUAUCAUCAUAUAGGAUUACAGAAAUAUCAUACUAUAUUGUUAUAAAUUUUAACAAAUUUUUAUAAGAAUAAAAUUAUAGUAUCCACUUGUCCCAUUUAUUUAAUUCGCGAGCACACAUAAUUUUAUUGUAGAUAUUUAUAAUAUAUUGUUUACCAAUAACCAAAACGUUUGGGGGAAAAAAAAAGUUAUACGGCGAAGAAAGUGAAAGUGUUCUACGCGAAAAUCGUUUAAGAUAUUGUUAGUACAGCUGCAGUAUAUACGUUGAAAAGGAAAGUGUUGCUAUGAUUUGUUUUGGACGUUGCAUGCACUAUUGGAUUGAAAUUUUAUUUAAUUCCAAGUUACAUAAAUAUUAUCGUUCUAAAAUCUAAAUUACCGUACGCAUUCGAUUAUUGUUUAAAUUUAUAAUAGGUACAAUUGUAUUUGUAUGUAUGGUGACCGGCAAAAUAUUUCGAACAGUGAAUAGUGGAUAUUAUAUGAAUAGGCAAUAGGUAUUUGAAAAAGCUUUUGAUCAAACCUGGUUUCGUUCGAAAAUUUAUCAUCAUAUUAUCAAUUCAACUUAAAAAAGGGAAAAAACAACAUUUAGAUCUACAAAAUCAAAUGGCCAAACCGUUUGGCCAUUGAGUGUAAAUGGUAGGUUAGUGCGCUUAUUUUCAUUAUGUAAAAAUAUAAUAACGAUUAUAUUAUGUAAUAGAAAUGAAUAAUCAAUAAUUUUUCUGAUAAAAAAAAUAUUGAUCGCUUAGUUUUAGUUUUGUUAAUUUCCUUUCAUCAUCGCUGAAUAAUAUGUAUAUAUAAAUUAGUGAGAGUUUAGAAGGUUAGCAGUGCAUGUAUACAUAAUUUUGUGGUGAAAUUUGUUUAAGUUUAGGUCCCGGAUAUUAUUAUGUUAGCUUGAAAACGAACGUCAAGCAAAUGUACACAAUAUAAUCUGUAUAUAAGUAGUGAUUUUUUUUUUCUUCCAGUGAACACUGAAAAAAACAAAUUUUUCGACAUCGGCCGACCCGAAGUGUCCUUAAUAUAGAAUUGCAGUCAAUUUGAAUACGUUAAUCAGUAUUAAAUAUCAAGUUCCGUAUUAAUAAAUUAGAAAAGAUCCAAAGCCUUUUUUUGCGUUUUUAUGCUUAUAAAACUAAUUAUCCUUAUCAUAAUGCUGAUGAGAUUGCUAACUUUCUGGGUUUAAAGUCUCUGAAAACUGGAAAGUUAGCAUAUAAUGUAUCUUUUAUGUAUAGGAUCUUGAAUGGUGUUAUCGACUGCUUUAAAUUCUUACGAAAAAUUGGCCUUAAAUACCCUCUUUUAAUUUCAGAAUUAAUUCACUUUUUGCUACUCCUCAUUCUAAAAAUAAUUACUUUUCAUAUAGUACGGUGUGUCGCCUACCAAUAUUGUGUUAUCAAAUUCAUAAUUUUGAUAUUUUUUUCGAUUCCUGUUUUAAGCUAAAAACUUGUAUUUAUAAUUUAAAUAUUUAAUGUAUAAUUUAAUGAUAAUUUUUGUUUUUUUCGCUUACUGUACUCUUACCCUUUAGGGUAUUAUAUAUAUUUAAUACAUAUCAAUCUAUCUAUCAAUAGUUGACGAAAAUUUGUUUAGUUGUUAGGUAUACCGUACGUAAAUUCAAAAACCUGUAUAUAUAGGUGUGACUAUCUGUCCAAAUCGAAUAUUGUGAUUGAAUCCCAUAAUAAAGCUUAUUUACAGGUACCAUCUGGGUUUGGCUAAAGCCAAAACGUAACUAAAUUGGUUUUAGUAGUAAUGUUUCCAACUCGGUGUUUACUGAAAUCACUAACGCUAAUACCUAGAAAUCUCUAGUUGAGAAAAGAAAUUCUAAUUUUUUAAAUUAAUAUUGCAUUAACAUAUUUUUCACUUAAAAUUCUUGUUUUAAAAACAACAGUAAUGUAUGAUAAUACCUAGCUAAUAAACAAUAUUUAUUUGUAUUUAUUAUAUAAAUACAUAGAUUAUGUUAUUCUUUGUAAUAAAAAAAACCAGAGUUAAAAAUCUCAACAUCUUAUUCUGUUCAACAGCAUUUCUAUAAAUCUAAUUUAUAACUUUACCUUAUAGAGAUAACCAAAACAACAUAUAGGCAAUAAAAUAAGUAAUUUUUUUAUCUGUAUAAAAUACAUAGACGAUAAUUAAUAUAAAUUACGAAAAAUGAAAAUAUAAAAUUGACGUCUGCCGUGUUUUUUAUAAUGUACAUAAGUUGGGUUGCAUAAACGUUUAUUAGCAAUUUACAGAGCCUUUAACUCAUUACUAGCCCGUUAAAAAAAAAUUGGGCAGCAAAGAUCAAACAAAUAUUAUAAUAUAAAUUGUGGUUCAAAUAUUUUUUGCAGACUUGAUAAUAUAACAGUUUUAUUUAAAAACCAUGGACAUUAUACUAACUUUAUUUUUUACUUUUUUGAACUAGUUUUCAUAUUAUUUCUCUAUAUCUACAUGGAAAAUGAAAAACCCCUUUAACUAGGGAUAAAUCCCUAAAGUUGACAACUAUUUAGUAGUUUUACAAAAUAUAAUAUUGUUGAUAGUCCAAAUCUGAUAUUGUUCCAAGGAAAAGAUCGUCCUAUACGCGUAAACCUAAAUUGUCCUAUUUGAUGGAAUAUACGAUGAAUUGAUGACGCUUUAUGUUAUACAAUUAAAAAAAACAAGUACCUAUAUAGUUUUUACUAAAUUGUAACACAAAUUAUGUUUACCUUUUUACUAUGAGUCAACAAUUUAUAUAAUUGUGUAAACAAAUUUUCAUUCAUCCAUCGUUAACACUUAUGGGCACACUCUAAUAUUGAGCCUGUGGUUAACAUCAAAAAAUAGCUGCCCAUUACCCCAAAAUAUACAGUAUGACAGUUACCUAUAUUAUAAUAUUAUACACACGGAUAAGAUGACAUUGUCAUCGUCGGCGUGUGAACGAACAAUAAAGCCAGGUUAAGUUCUUUAUCUAUAUAUAAACCUAAUAAUAAUAUAUCUUGUCGCAUACGAGGUCGAAGAUGGGACUAAAAAUAUAAAGGUUAUCUGUCGGUUUUAAAGAGGAUUUUUUUCCAUUGGUAGAGAUACUCGUGUAUAUAUUAUAGGCGAGUGAAUAUAGAAAAAAAAAAACGAAUUCAAAUGCUAAAUCGCGUUUUCAAAAUAUUAUUGUCAUAGGUACAUACAUUAUUAGUUAUUGUAUUGUAUAUCAUGUGUAUACUAUAUUUUAUACCUAUCUGCAAGUAUAAGUACAUGCACAUGUAUACGAAUAAUAAUAAUAUUUAAAUUAUUCAUAUCACUUUGGAUAAUAUAUUCUAUCUAUGUAAUAUAAUACAUUUUAGUAAUAAUAAUAUUAUUUAUCUUUGUAGAUUUUCUGUUAAAUCGAACCCUCGUAAACCUUGUGAAUUGAAUUGCCCUUUGUUUGCAUAUAAUCUCGCGGUGCAAAUUUCCGCAGUUAUUACGUUUCAGAGUUGGUAUACCGAUGAAAUCGAAUAUGCAGUCGUCAACUUCGUCUACCGUCGUGUGAGUAUAAAACGAUAGGAUUUUAUCCGCUGCCGGGUUUUACGGUUUUACGGUAUCAUUCCAAUAUUUUAUUUAUAAAAAAUUGAAUGGCCCGCAGGAUCGAUCAAUUGGAAAAUGUCAAAUGGACGUUGAGUAUUUUUGCGGAGGUGUUGCUGCUGUUGAUCAAAAGCGUAUACUUUAUUGUGGAAUCGAUUUAUCACAUGGUCGUGCCUUUGCCGGAAAAAUCGUUAGCCGACGAUAUUGUUUUGGUAAGUACAGUAGUAAGAAAACAGUUCUUUUUUUCGACACUUAUGUGUAGCAAAGGUCAGUUACUAUAGAGUUGAAUUUUCCUCAGACUAUUUUGUAUAAAAGAAAUAUUCUUUACAAAACAAUAAAUAACCAAAUGAUAACAUCAAUGCUUAUAAUAGGUACUACACUACAAUAAAUUUUAAUAUUAAGUAAAAAAAAAAAAAUGGCUAAAUCAGUAGCCAAAUUCUUUGUACUAAGAAUCAGUAAUUAUAAUUGUACUAACCCCAUGCAUAUAUCAAAUUUCAUUCCUCCGGCUUUAUUUGGGGAAUCUGUAGAGAUGUACCGUGCCAAAAAAAAAAAAACAUUCUCCACCCUCAACAACAUGAGUAAAUUCACAUUGAAAUUCAACUCAAAAAAAUCACUUGAAUUCGCCUUCGAGACGACUCUGAUUCCUGAGUUUGAGCUCCUUUGUUCUAGAGGAAAAUGCUAUAAAUGUGCAACACCAGCGGAAAAAAGAUAUAUAACAGACACAAUACAAUGCAAUAGUCUCUAUUUUAGGAGAAAAUUCGAAAAAAAAAAAAAAAAUAAAACACGUGUGUCAUUCAAAAUAUAAUUUUAAAUGUCUUAUCAGUGAUAAACAAUGUUGUAUAAUGUAUAGUAUAUAUAUAUAAUAUGUAUUGACGGAUGCGGGACGGUUUAGAUUACAGGCACGGGUCACGGAAUUGGAAAAUGUUUGGCUAUGCAAUUCGCUGACAUGUGCGCAAAAGUGAUUUGCGUGGAUAUCAACGAACAGUCCAACGCGGAAACGGCCAAGGAGAUAAAUGUCAAAUGGAAAGGAAAAGCCUUCGCGUACACGUAAGUGAUCGUAUAAUAUUUUAAUAACAACGGUUUAUAAUAAUUAUUAUAAUGUUUUAUAUACCUAGUUAGGUAAUUAUUAACUUGAGAACGAUUUCAUUAUACUUACCUAUAGCAAUGCUAAAGCUGUGAAAUCCGAUAUUAAAAACAUACAUAUUUUUUUUUACUCUUUUAAUUAGAUUAUUGCCUAUUAGAUAUAUACAGUGAUGACUAUUUGACUAUGCAUAUUUUUCUAUAUUUCUUAUUCAACAUAAUAUAAAAUAUAAUACAAUAUAUAAUUAUAAACCGGAUUUCUCUGUACUUGUUGUAUUGCAUUACUUGUUGAUAAAUAUGCAUGCAAACAAGCACUAAAACAGUCCAAAUAUGCUUUUUUGUAUUUUUCUUACUCGCAUUUGAUAUAGUUACCAAGUAUACAAAAAUAAGUAAAAACAAAUUACGAUAUAAAAGCAUACUCUGCAGAGUAAAUUAUGGUAUUAUUUAUUAGAAUAUCUUACGUGUGCAUUGUUAUAGGUUUUAUAAUAUUUAUAGUCACCUUGGUUGCCCUUAAAAAAGCUAGGUAAAUAACCUAACAUUACAAUUAAAUUAAGUUUUAAUUUCAAAAUUUACAAAAAUACGCAUUUUACAGUUUUGUUAUUUAAUCAAUCAGGCAAUGAUUUACUAGUCUCGACUCCCAUUGACUGCAUGUAUAUAAUGUAAAAAAUAUGUAUUUUAUGUAAAAUCUGGUCUUUAAUUAUAAUAUAUACAUACAUCGAAUAGGUACAUAAAUUAUUAUGCUAUUAUUCAUUAGAAUACAUUACGUGUGCAUUAAUAUAGGUUAUAUAAUAUUUAUAAUCACAUUGGUUGACUCUAAAAAAGGUAGGUAAAUAACAUAACAUUAUAAUUAAAACUUAAAAUGCAUUUAAUAGUUCAAGUAUACUAUUAAACUAUAAUGUCCAAACAUCAAAUGAUGUACUAUGUACAUUGUACUUUAUUACAUAUAUGAUAGUAUAAGUAAUGUAUAGUAUAGUAACGCUAUGCAAAACAAAAUAAUAUUUCCUGUUAAACUUCAAUUUUUUUUUUAAGAUUCUGAACGUAUAGUGAGGAAUGUAUUGGUUUCAUGAUGUAUAUAUUUACGUAUGUAUGUUUAUGUAUGUGUGUUUUUUUUUUUUUAUUAUCUGAGAACAAUUUUUCUUAGUCCGAACAUCGACUUCUGCAGAGUAAAUUAUUACGGUAUUAUUCAUUAGAAUAUCUUACGUGUGCAUUGUUAUAGGUUUUAUAAUAUUUAUUGUCACCUUGGUUGACCUUAAAAUAGCUAGGUAAAUAACAUAAUAUUACAAUUCAAACUUAAAAAGCAUUUAAUAGUUCAAGUAUAUUCCUAAAUGCUAAUGUACAAACAUCAAAUAAUGACGUCAAACAUUAAAUACUAUGUACAUUGUUACUGUAUUACAUAUAGUAUAAGUAUUAACGCUAUGCAAAACAAAAUAAUAUUUCCUGUUAAACUUUAAUUUUUUUUUUUUAAGUUUCUGAAUGUAUAGUGAGGAAUUUAUUGGUUUAAUUAUGAAUAUAUUUACGUAUGUAUGUUUAUGUGUGUGUGUGUUUUUUUUUGUUAUCUGAGAACAAUUUUUUUUACUUCGAACAUCGACUUCAAGAUAGUUCUUGGUAGUAAAUUGUAUUUGUUAGUAAACUUAACUAAAUUUCAGUAUCAUUUUAGAUUCUAAGCAGAUCGAAGAAUGUAUUCGUUUUACAAUGAUGUUUAUUAUUAUUGUUUUUUUUUUAUGAAUAACUUUCAGAUAUUUUGCUCCGAUUUCACGUGUAGCACUUUUCUGAAAAUACAUUUUAGUGGAGUGGUACUUUAGGGAAGUCAAAAUAUAUGAAAUAUAUUUUCAAAUCGUAAAUAUCAAAACGUGUAUAUAACCGAACUCUGGUCAGAAUUGUUUUUCGUUAGCAAUGAUCAAUCGUUGAGUACAGAUAUACAUUUAAUUUACUCUCUACCUUCCAAACAUCUCACCUAUAACAGCGUACAGUGGCCCACCCAUCGUGCAAAAUAUGUCCGUUUGUUUUUUUUUUCAACCUUUACACCUUUGUAAAUUUCUUAAUAAUUGUAAAAAGACGGGUAAUAAUUUAGAAAAACGGAAAUGUUUACACCUACGCAAUGAUAGUUUCUGUUAUUUUUGAUUUUUUUUUCUAAAAUUCAGUUAGGAGUAAUUUCAUCGUAGACAUAAGCGCCAAUAGGAAGAAGUAGGGGUUUUUCCCUUCCAAAAUUUAGCCAAGCUCUUCCAAAUCAAGUUCUUAUCAGGUAUAAGUACAUAUUAUGGAGGCUUAAAUCCACCAAACAAAAUAUUUGUACAAUUUAGACCUAAAACCUGGGUACCCGACAUUUUUACCAAACAUAUCAUAGUCCUUUCUAGACGUGGUAAAAUGUUCAAAUCAUUGUGGUGACCUUUGAGCAAUUUUUUUAACUAUCUUGUUUGUUAGUGAUUUUGUUAAGCGUUUUAGUAAGUUCAAAUUUUGACGAAAAUCGCAAUAUUAUUGAAUGGUUUUACUUUGCGUUUUAGGUUUUGAGUUUAGCGAAGAAUGUAUUGGUUUUACAAAGAUAUUUAUUUUUUAUUUUUAUCCUGUUCAAAAAUUCUACCAGAAAUCUUGUUCUCAUAUGUACGCGCGGCACCAUUUCUAAAAGUAAAUAUUGUUCAGAUGGUACUUUUGGUAGAUCAUUUUUAGAUUUUCCGAGUGAUUUUCACAAUAUCUGGGAAUAACCAUGAUAAAACGUAAGAAAACGGGAAAUUUACGAAAAUUAAUAUUUUAACUUUAAUGUAGCACAAGUAUCGAGCAUCUAUAGUAUUUAAAUUCAAAUAAUGUAAGUAUCGAGUAUCAAUGCAAUAUUUACUACAUACGUAUUUAUAGUAUCGAUUUAUCUACAGAUACUCAUUUUGAAGUAACUUUUCCAUCUCUGAUUUUAUGCGACACUGAUAGUAUAUAUUAUAUGAGUAUUUUGUUUGUUCUCGUUAUUUUAGGCUAUACAAAAGGAAAUGUUUUCUAAUUGUAGUUUAUUUAAAUUAAUAGUGAUUGUGAACAUAAUUUUCAGUUGCGAUGUUUCGAAAUUGGAAAACGUGAGAGAGCUCGGGGAAAAGAUAAAGAACGAAGUAGGAACGGUCACUGUUCUUGUUAACAACGCAGGCAUUAUGCCUUGUAAAUCCUUCGAGGCUCACGACGAGGCUACCAUAAGGAAAAUAUUUGAUAUCAAUGUUUUCGCUCACUUUUGGGUAAGUAUUAACUGCCACUUGUAUAGCAUACUAUUAUAUUAUUAUAAUAAACAUCAUUAAACAUUUUAAAUGAAAGUAUAUUUGUUCAAUUAAAAGAAUAAUUCGCUCCCGCGUAAAAAAAUAAAUAACUGUAUUGGGCUUAUACUGUUGUUAUUAUAAGUCAUUUUAAAAUGUAUUAUAUUUUUGUGUAAAACGACUGUUAUAAUACAAGACGUGAAUGCUAGCACUUUUGGAAUUAGAUAGAUACUAUAUUUUUAUCCUCGAAAAAAGCUGGUUAAUUUUCAGAUUGACCUUUUAACAAAUAUGCCAAUACAUUAUAACAAGCAAUUGUAAAUAGGUACUAUAAUUUAACUAGGCAUAAAUUAUAAGCGAUUUAAGUUACUAAGAUAUUUCAAUGAUUAUAAUAUAGUCUAAACAAAAAAAAAAAAACAAGUUGUCGAUUAUUAUUCUUUUAAGUUCACUAAUGUUUAGUGAUUCUAUUUAUUACAAAACAGUUUUUGUAUACAUAUAUCUGUUUUUUAACUUCCGGAGAUUAUAAAUUAUUCAAUUUUGACGUGUGCAUUCCUGUAUUAUUCGACAUUAAUAUUUUUAUCUUUAAUAUUAUUGAAAAAUAUUCAACCGCAUGAGUACUGAAAUUAUAACAAAACGAAACUUGAGUCAGGCGAUAUAAAUCUUUAUUGGUUUGCAUAUUAUAAGAUAAAAUCAUACUUGUGGUCGGCGUCGCAGACUCUCAUAGUAGACAUAUUGUUAUUAUAGGUUAUAUUAAUAUCGGUGAGAAUUGUUAUUCCUACAACAUAACGUACACGUUAAGAGCAACCUUUCUAACCUAUUUAAUAAUAUAAUUGGCAUACUUAUCUAGUCAUUUUAUACGUUACUGCAUUGUUGUUAUCAGAGUUAAAUCUACGUACAAUACCCUUUGGUAUUUAUUAUGUUAAACAAUAUAGACUACCUAUCUUUUUUUAUGGCCUUUUAAACCUACAUUAAACCUAUACUAAACUAUAUUACUACUAUUUUAUUCGCCACUAGUGCCAUAAUAUAAUAUAAUAUAAUAUAUUGAAUAAUUUAAAUACAGCUUUGUGCGAGAAUCAGCGAGCUGACACUUACUGUUUCUCCUAACAAUACAGCAAUGAAUAACCUAAUAAUAUAGGUACAAUGAAACAGCGAAAAUAACACGUGUAAAAAAAUAAUUCUGGAUUUUCACAUUCUGAAUUUUUUCAGCCAGGUACGGAGGGCCAGUCAGCCUAGAAUCUCAUACCGAAAAUAGGUUUAUCUAUAUUAGAUUCUGAACGUAUUACUAUUUACUAAUGUGUAUCUACAUUAUUUUGUCUAUGAACAAAUUUUCUGCCAAAAAUCUUGUUCCGAUCACCUACUUCUGUUGUUUUUAGAAAUGUUUUUUGAUAAUUAAUGUUAUUUAGUUGAUAACUCAUGAUGGUCUUUAUGUUCGUUAUAGAUUUCUUCAUAAUCACGGAGGGGGGAAAGGGGAAUGAGAAUGGUCACGCGAUAUAAGUUUCCUUUAUUUUUAUAUAUAUAUUUUUUUUUUUAAUGUAAUCUUAUAAAUAUCUCAAAACUUUCACCGAAUACUUCCACAUUCAGAUGUGGUAUAAUUUUCAAAAUAUUCUGGCCUUUAAUGAGUUAAUAAAAGUUUUAAUAGAUUUUGCUUGUUUUGUUGUAUGUAAAUGUAAUGGAUAAUAAUUUCGAUCAGCAUUUUAAGUUCAUUUUCAUAUUAAAAUUCGUUAAACGUAUCGCGAACAAUUAUUGUAAUAUUUGUUGUGUAUUUACAAAACAUUAAUUGGUUGGUGUGCAGUUUUCAUUUUAAAUUUAUCAAAACAUGUUUAACCGAACUUUGUUCAGAAUCGAUUUUCGUUUGCAAUAAUUUAUCGUUGCGUACAGAUAUAAUCCAACAAUUAUCACCCCGUUAAAUAUUCUGUUAAUUUCCUAACCUCAUCAAAUGACCCAUUCAUUGUUCGGCUUUUUUUUUUAAUAAAUUAAUACCGUUACGAACCCUCGACGAUGAUUAACAUAAUAUUAUUAUUGAGUUUGUCCGUAGCAUGAUAAUGAAACCGUUCGAAAUGCGCUCGAUUUAGAGUAAAAUAUAUAUAUCAAUGCCAUCGUUUUGGGAUUCGCAAUAAUUCACAUUACACCAUAGUACUCGUACUAGUCGUACUAUUAAACAAAAUUAUUCACGUUUUUAUCUAUUAUUCCGAGUUCGUACACACAAUUCUACACUUUUGAAAUAAUAAUAAUAUUAUAGACGUAAUGUUUACAAUAGUAUACUAUUAUUAUAUUUCUUAUAUUUUAUUUACGAACCUCGAUUGCUGAUCAGAAUGUAGAUAGUAGUAGUACAGUGUGUGUUGUAUUCGUCUGUGAUCGCAGAAUAACAAAAAAUGACAAUAAUAAUUAUAACCACUAUAACCAUUACACAAUUAUUACCUACAUUAUUUUUGGACAUUAUUUGUUCAAUGUCCUAUAAUAUAAAGUAAACUUAUAGGUUAGAUUAGGCACCUAAUUACGAAAAUUAUCAUAUAGGUACCUUAAAUGCAAUACUUAUUUAUAUUUUUACAAUUUCUUUGAUAUUAGAUUAUUAUAUUUUUCAAUAUUUCUGGGUUCUUUAUGUUUAGAUUUAGUAGAUGCGUAUACUUAUAAACUUUACAAAAAUAAUAGUAUUAUUUAAAUAUUAUUAUACCUAUUUAUUUUAACUAUAACAUAUACAUUAUAAAUAUUACAACCAAGAUUCGGGACUAUAGCAUUUAAAAUUAACAAAAUAAAAUACUUAAAAAACUUCAUUAUUAGCCCUUUAUGAUCUAAAAUAAGCACUUAAAAAAGGUUCAAACGAAUCAUUUUUUAAUUAACAAAUAGCUUUAAAAAUAAAAUAAAUUUCAAACAGAACGCGUAAUAGUGAACCGUUUAUAAACACGGACAACUGGAAUAUGAAUGUAUCGGCAUAUCACGGGUCACGGGGCAGAGGAAAAACCUGCGUUCGCAAACAGCCCUAAUAUUGCAUGAUAAAAAUAAAAAAUGAAUAUAAAUCUAACAAUUUUGGUUGUAUUAUUGAAUGAUAAAAAAACUUCAUUGGAGGGAGGAGGAAAUAUUGAUACAAUUCCUAAUUACUUAAAUAAAAUGCCUCAAAAAUUAUAAUAAAGAACAAAUAUGCAUUAAAAAAAAAAACAACAAAACUUCAAAGUAAGUAUGCAUUUGUAAAAUAAAAUCUCAUAUUAUUUAGCUUUGUGUUAUGUCCCAAUUAUAAUAAAUUAGUUAUUUUCGUUCCUAUAAAUAAUACUAAUUAAGUACUUAUGUAAUCUACCCGGUAUAACGUACCAUAUUAUAAUACCUUAUAGGCAAUAUUUGGUAUGGGUAAUUAUUAUUUUUUUUGUUAAUUGUGCGCGUAUUAAUGACAUAAUUAUAAAUCUUAUAUUAUUUCUGAAAGGUGUUUUUUUCGUAAUAAAAAAACCCAUUUUUCUCCUUUCAAACUUAAACUAACAUCGAUGAACAAGGAACCCUGUCGUAGUUCUGCGUUUUUGACGAAUCGUCAAUAAUAGUAAUAAUAAUAAUAUUCACAAUUGCUCAUUGUAUUUGCACACUGCUAUUUUUGUGCUGGAUUCGUUUUACGACAGUAACGAAAAUCCGUUGCUUGAUCAAUGUGACUAGGUUCUAGGUACGUUAGUGUUUUUAUAUGUUUGCUGUUUAGUUUUGUUUUUAAAAAUGCAAAGUAUUCGUACGGGCCCACUAAUAGUUAUUGUACUCGGCUAGGUCCGAUUGUCAAGGUUCUCAGUUUGAAUCGUCACGUUUAUAUUAUACGAAUAACGUAAAUAUUUGAUUUUAUUUGUUUAUCAUGACACGUCCGUUUUGGCGAUAGUGUAUUAGCACGGACUGCACUUGCAUCAAGACCUUCAAAAUGUCGCUUGUCCGUAUGUGUUAAACAAUUUCUGAAAUCAUUGCGUUUUCAAUAGAACAACAAUGAAUUAAAAUAUGUAUUGUUUAAAAAAAAAAACAGCCGGUUUGUCCGAGAACGCUGAUGACAGGAGUACGCAUAUUUUUCGCGCAAUGGACCUGCAGGGGCGUCAUUUCGGUGUUUCAAUAAGGGUGCAAACAUGUAAAUCGAGCCGAUUUUUCGAUCCGUCCCGUCAUUUAUACACCUAUUCUGUUUAUUUUUCCGAACAACAGGAAACAGUUUCCCCUCGCUCGUAUUCGGAUUCCCACAUUCCUUUUUUUAUAUUCAAGUACUCUAUUUACUGGCAUUAUAAUACCGUUGAAACUACGGUCAUUAUUCGUUUUUCCGCCGGAAUAACUCAUUGUACCGUGAUUUCGAUGCGCACUGUAUAAUUUUGCUGAUAUGCCCGAAUAUUUAGCCGCGGUAACAAUAUAAACCUUGUUUUAAACUCAUAUUUCACAUCUGUCACAUCACGACCGGACUCCGGUAUUGGCAGUGAUUCGAUUAAUUUUGCAUUUUAUCGAUGACGGCUUAAUCAUAACAUUUUAUACGGGCCGAAAACGUAUUUUUUAAAAUAGCACUGCCAAAGUUUAGUCUGAAUCCUUCGAAUGGAGGCCCUGCUAUGGGGUAAGCUAAUAAAAUUCGACGUCGGUACCUAUUAUUUGUACUGGCAAAUAUUUUUCUAAUUAAUCACAAUUUUAUCAAUUUAAAUAUUGUAAUUAACUCUAUGUAUUACGGGUAUUAUAGUAUUAUAAACAUCCAUUGUUAUUAGGUAGGUAUUCAAUAACGGUGAAUAAUGAAUAUAAAUAAAAUAUAUGGCUGGGAACACGCGUUAUUUUACCGUGCGACAUUUUUACUGCGCCGCAGUGUGUUUUAGGUAACCCCUUUCUGCAUGCAUUUUUUUUUUUUUUUUAAAAAAAAAUAUGUGUAAAGAUUUGUAGUCAAGAUGACAUGGAAAAAUACGUACAAAAACGUUCGGCCUCUUAUGAUCCUGAAAAAUGCUCAAAGUUUAAUGUGUGCCAUAAAUGGCGUAUCGCGCGCCAAAACUAUAUAUCUGUGCAGGACUUCAUGCAUUAAAUUAGUCGACAGUAUUAUGUACCAUAUUAUAUGGGACACAUGUUGUUACGAAACAAAACUAAAAUAAUUACACCAUAUUAUAUUUAUUUAAUUAUUUAUUAAUUUAUGUAUCACAUUUAUCUGCUUUCGUCUAUUUUAUAAAUUAAAGUACGCAAUUUUGCCGCCAGAUAAAAGUACCUCGUAUCAAAAUUAUUUAGUUUUUCGUGCCGAAUUAAGCCACGCAAGAAGUAUUGGAAUCGAAUAAUCUGUCAGUGAAAUAACCGAUUAAAAUUAAUUCGUACCAUUUUUGGUACAAUAUGCGGAAUGGGAGGACGCCACACCGACAUCUACUGUCUCCGUUUUACAAACGCAAUUUUCAUUCAAUAGGGCCACAUUUUGUGAAGUUAGUUUUAAUAUUAAAGCUAAUUGACCUGUUACCAAAAUUAAAGAUAAGAAGAUUAUAAAUGUUUAUAUAUAUAUAAUAACUUGUCCUUACUGACUGAUACAUCAUCGUACAGCCCAAACCACUGAACGGAUCAGGCUGAAAUUUGGCACACAGAUAGCUAUUAUGACGUAGGCAUCCGCUAAGAAAGAAAUUUUUGAAAAUUCAACUCCCAAGGUGGUAAAAUAGGGGUUUUUAGGUAUAUUUGGUAUAAAUAUCUAUUUGCUUAUUUAUUUAUUUAUUUUUGUUUAUUCAAAGGUUAUAGCCAAGGUAAUACGGAUGAUAAUUUGGUUGUCACGGACAAAAAAACUAUUAUUAGUAUUAUUAUUAUUAUUAUUAUAGGUACUAUUAUUUACACUAUUCAAAUUUCACAAUAGAACACUUUUAGUCCGGCUAAGGUGGACUACCCACUUUCCGCCUAUUUGUUUUCAUUCAUUUCUGACACGGUCAAAACCAAAAAUAAAUAUGGGCAAAAAAAAAAAUUGCCACGUGACACGGACAGCUAGUAUAUAAUAUAUGUUAUAUAAAAUUGUGUGAUGUGCUCUAGCGUUGAUGGCUUUUCGAUAUUUUUAUUUUUAAAUGAGACACACGUAACUUUGUUGAAUAUCACAAUUUAAAAAAUGAUUGUAUCUUGCUUGAAAAUUGAAAAAUCGAAAAAACAUCAACGCUAGGACAUGUUAUGUAUAAUCUGCUUACCUUUAAGUUUGAUAACAAAAUAAUUUGCUUUUAAUAUUAAAACUAACGGCACAAAACGUGUUCUACUGAACGCAAAUUUACCUGUGUCUCGCGUGUGUAAGACGAAGACAGUAGAUGUCGGUGUGGUGUCUUCUUAAAAUGUGAAUAGAGCGCGACACAUGGGUCACGCAAGAUCAACGCGCGACGUUUCGAAAAUAUUGUCGCGUGCACUUUGACUUAAAAAAAAGCGCGCAAUACGAAUUUCCCGUCGAAAUAUAUUAUGAUAAAUGGGCGAAGAACACGCACGCGUUUAUUAUCUUCAAUAUCCGUUCAUUUGUCAUUAUUGUGCAUCGACAGUCAGCGUAGUGUCGUCAGACGAAGAAUCGCCUUUGAAAAUUAAAUUAAAUGCACCUUCGGUAGAACGUGUAGGUGGUACGUCGGUAGGGAUGUUGGUACCCAUCACAUGUUUCCUAUUAAUUUGUUUUCGUUUUCAUUAAAAAGUCGGUAACCCGAAAACAAAAUAACAUUUUCGCCUGUCAUACGAUGUUGUUGUCUAGUUGAAACAUAGACACAUAUUAAAUAAGAAAGUUAAAUAUAGUCGUAAUCAUAAUAUAAUAAACGCGCCGUAAAUUGACGCUGUUGUGUUGGUAUGCAUUUAAAACGCGCGGUAGAUUUUUUUUUUUUUAUUGUGCGGUAUAAUAACGCCCGUGGGUUCCCAGGCUAAACGACGAUUAUUUUAGAACUACUCGAGUGUCUCGUUUUUCCACUUUUGGCGUAGUGUUGACGUCGAUAUACUUGGGAUUGACUUUCCAGUUAACGGCGACGUCUGUAAUCAUAUUUAAACUAAUAUUAUUUGAAUUCGUUAAGUUUAUUUAAAACCUACCGCUAUUUUCAAUGUAUAUCAUAAAAUAUACCUACCUGCAAAAACGGAUUGAAAACAUAUCUGAACUUCAGCCUAAAAUAUACCUAAGUUGGUAUGUGAAAAAAAGCGAGAAAGCCAAUAUUUGCCAGCAUAGACUUCGCUACAAAUUUAUAUUAUGGGUUUUCAGAAUCAGUAUUCUAGUGAUACUGAUUCUGAAAGUAGAAGUAUUAGAAACAGCCACAACUAAAUCUUCAUAAAAUUAAUAAAAAAAAAUAUUUUGAACAAUUGUAAUAAUAUCUACGAUAAUGUCUUUUAUAUCCAUGUUAUUUAUGUUAUAUGCUUACAUCAUACUCGUAUUAUACAUUAUUGAACGGUUUUUCAUAGAUGCUCGAUACAUUUUUACCCGGAAUGAAAGUGUUGAAUAAAGGGCACGUGGUGUUCUUGUCGUCGAUGGCCGGUGUGCUUGGCUUGAAAAACUUAGUGCCUUACUGUGGAUCGAAAUUUGCUGUGAGAGGUCAGUGGUGUAAACUGUACUUAUACAACAGGCAAACUGCAUCAUGUAUCAAUAGAAACAUUACGUUUGUUUUUUCUGUUUCAGGCUUGUCCGAAGCGAUAAUAGAUGAAUGCAAAGAUGAUGGUUAUGAAAAUCUCCAUUUUACUGUAAUUUAUCCGUACAUGGUAGACACUGGUCUGUGCAAGAAACCUAAAAUUCGGUACCUAUAUACAUACCAUAUUAUUAUUCUAUAUUACUAAUUUCCAGACUGCACAGUAUAAUAUGUGCAUUACGAAAAUCUCAAAAAUAUGUAUUUAAAAUUAUGUUUUAUAACAAUUUGUGAAAAAAAAAUGCAUUUUUUUUUUACAUAUUAAAUAGACAAUUCAAAUAUAUAAUAAAAGAUAGUUAAUGAUAUCUCAUAAAAAUUAAAAUCAAACCUCUUUUAUAUUACAAGAAUGUGAUGUCUGCCUUACAAAUUUACUAUGUUGUAGACUUGGUAAGACAGUAUAUGCGUAUAUCACAUAUUCUUAAGUUGAUUAAUUCAGUACAAACAAAAAUAUUAAAUUCCUUUUAGUUUAUUGACUUUUUAGCUAGCUUGAAGGCAAACAUUUUCCAAAUGUAUAAUAUGAAAUACUUAAAAGACAAAUUGUCUAGACUUAUUAAUUUGUUAGAGUGUAUUUAAUUUAAUGUUGUAUCCAUCAAUAUAGUUUUCCAAGUUUGUUACCGCUUGUCACGCCAGAAUCAACAGCAAAAACAAUCAUAUCUGCUGUUAGAAAAAACUUGUUGGAGCUAUCCAUUCCAGGUCCACUGCUUUUGAUCAAUCAUAUUUUUAGGUAAAUAUUUAUUUAUCUUACACUACUAAUGGAAUUCACAUUGUUAUAAUAUUGUUCUUAGGUGUUUUCCACAUAAAGUUGCAAUGGAUUUCAAAGAUUUUUUGGGUGGUGGUGUUGAUGCACACGAUGAUUAAAGUGCAUUUAGGAUUUUAGAUUAAUCAAUCGUACACUAUUAAACAUUUAAAUAUCACAAAUAAAUUUGUAGUAAUUUUUUUUUUAUGUUAAGCAUUCAAUAAAAUAUAAUUAUUUAUAGUUUUAAGAAUAUUAUGUAUGUGCUUUAGUUUUAUAGUGUACUCUUUCUAUUACAAUUUUUUUUUUUGUUUAAAUUUUAACUUUUUUAUCAAUACUUUUGCUAUAUUAAUUUAUUUAUAAUGUUAACUUUCUUAUAUUCUUUUUUAUUUAUCAAAUUGUUAAUAAUAAUGUAUAAAAAAAAGGCAAGGACUAUACAUAACUAUAUUAUUGAAUAUUUACUUUUCAAUGGAUUACAAUUAUACACUUCAAAAAUAAUCUAUUGAAAAUAAUUAUAUUGUGCUAUUAAUUUAUUUUUUGAACCAUUGAAAUUGUAAAGUAAAUAACUAUAAUUAUUUUAUUUAUGUAAUAUUUUAUAAAGAAUAUAUUAAAACACUUCAAAAAAAAAAAAAAUUGUCAUAUCAAAAUAAUUUAACUGUUGUAAAAUAAAAUAUGAUAUUCAAAAAUUUAAACUAAAAACAAGAAUGUGUAUUAAGUAUGUUUAUUGAAUCAUUAUAAUUCAAGUUAAUAAUACAUUUUACUGAUUUACAAUACAAUGUUGUUCAUUUAUAAUUUUUCUAUGAAUUACCAGAAAUUUUGCUUUAAAAAUUUCAAAAAUUGCUCUAUUCUGAAAGGAAUUUAACUGGGGUGGGAAAGUAAUUUUUUGAUGUGGUGUUUUAUGAUUGGUAAAAAUAGGUAAAAUUUACGUAAUGUAUUAUUUUCAAAUUGUUAAUAUUAUGACCUUUCAAAACACAUACAAUUUAACUCAGAAUCUAACUCUGUUAGCAAUGAUUAAUCUUUAUGUACAGAUAUGCAUUAAAUUUCCCUUAAAUUUUCCUGACUUCUCUCCAUUAGGUAUGUGAGGCCAGUUGUAGGUGAGCUACAACAGUGGCUACAACAUGUUAAAUAUAUUGUAAAAUUGCAUAUUAUAUCACUAAAAAAUUAAUAUCUCUUUUCAAUUAAUAAAAUACUUAAGAAGCUUAUAUAAAAAUAUAGUAUUUACUUUGUGUUUGGUACUUAAAUUAAUACUUUAUUAACAUUUAAAAUUAUUAUAAUUUAUAUUAUAUGUAAUAUAAGUUAGCAAUAACUAAUAAGUCUUUAAUUGGCUUGAAUAUAACAAUAUCUAAUAAAUAUGUUCAAUCCCGUAUUAAAAUAUUAUACUAUUAUAUUUUCAUAUCUGUAACAAUUGGUUUCUUAUUCUUAUCUGAUGAAUAUGUCAAAGUUAUCUCACCUUUGAACAAGUGUAAUUUUCUGAGUGCUCCUUUAAUUCCCUAAAAACAAAAUGUCCUUUUAUUUAACCUAUCAUUAUUAUUAAUGAACCAAAUACCAUAGUUAAACAUACUUUUUCAAUUUUUUCUUUUAACGGAGCACAAUUAAGAGGAUUAUCUUUAAUUUGAAGCACUUCUGUAGAAGAAAUUCCAAUUAAACGUUCCAGUACCUAUAAUAUAAUAAUAUAAAUAAACAUACAUAAAUUAAUAAUAUUAGAUACUUAUAUAAGUUAUAUCUAAUUUAUAAGACUUACUUUAGACGAGAAUUCGACUUCUAAAUGUUUGUUUGCAUCUAGCAAAAUGCCUGCGCAAACCCAUUCAUUUUGUUUUACUUGUAUUUUAGAGUUUUUGUAAACUGAGGUACACUUCAAGAUUUUAAUUAAAGGAUUUGAAACAUCAAUAUCCAUAUUGAUAUCGUCCCAAAUUUCUUCAGGCCUAUAUUGUUCAACUGAAGGCCGUUUAGUGUCUGUGUGCAAUGGUGAACUUGCUACUCUUUUUCCUAAUGUUUGUAUAUCAGCCGUGUUACCGACUUUAACAUGAUUAUCAUUUUGUUGUCUAACUGUACUUAAUAAUGAACUACUAGAUGAUGUAGAAGUACUUGGACCUAAAAUAUCAGAUAUUUUAGUCUGUCUAGUAGUAGUUGCUGUCUUUUUAAUAGUUUCUACCUUAUUAUUUUUAGAAACUGAUUUUGUUGGUUUUUGUUCUUUUUUGAUAAUAUUUUGAUGUGCAUUAAAAGUUUGUAAUGGUGUUGAUUCUACUGUAUUAUUAGAUUGAGCAAAUUUAGUUUCAAUUUCAGCAACUUGAGUCAAAUACAACAGUUCGUCAUCAUCACCAUCAAAAAAAUCAUCAUACUU
Molecule: messenger RNA, 23101 nt
Organism: Cinara cedri
Lineage: Eukaryota; Metazoa; Arthropoda; Insecta; Hemiptera; Aphididae
Source: the annotation of a GenBank genome assembly